UUUUUAUUUCUGAAAGGCGAAUUGCAGGAAAAAUUUCUGAAAUCGCUCUUUGGCUGUUCACACUGUAAUAUUAUGUAUUUCUAUAAUACAAAUGCAACCCUUCCACUACUGUUUAUGUAUUUAGUUAACCCUAUGAUCUGGCAACACGAUACGUAUUGCUGGGUUAUAUAUGUACAUGAGAGUUAGACACGAAGUAUAUGUAAAAGCGUUAGCACGCAAUUAAUGAAUAAAGAUCCAUUCGCAGCGUGACAGUGAAUGGUGUUGGACGUCUCGUUUCUUUGGUGUUUAAUAUUGUGUAGAAAUACAGUUAACUAAGCCGUUUUUUUCUUGUGCUCCGGCUAUUUCAUUUUUGUAAUAUCUUAACAAAUCUUUUUCUUUGAAAGCAGAAGCAGCAAACAGGUUGUGAGUAUUUUGCAAUUUAUACAUACCUUUUAAUUUUUCUCUGUAUAGAGUUGUGUUUUUAGAGUUAAAAGUGCCGGCAACGGCAAACAAAAAUACAAUAUGGCGCCACCGACUCUAAAGUUGGUGGCGGCAUCGGCAGACGAUUUUGAGUCUUUCUCAAACAAUUUAAACAUUAAUCAUAAAACCAAAAAGCCUAAAAGAAGUAGUGAUUUUGUCCUGAGUGGCAAAAUAAGUGAAAAUUUGAUUACUGAAAGUAUGAAAUGUGAUUUAGUGCAUAGAAUCGAAAAGGGUAGCGCGACAGAAAAUGCGGGAAAAAUGGACGUAGAUCUUUCGCGGACGGAUAGCGGUAGUUCAAAGACAAAGACAAAGGACAGUGACAAUGUAAAUGCAUCGCCCGAAUACCCAGCUAACUUUAACGGACACUUUUUUGUAUUGGUUGACGCCUCAGAAUGUAAGUCGAUGAACAGCGACAAAAUUAGAAACGGUUUUGCUCUAAGAAGUCAAAUAAAAGACAUUAACUUUAUGGACGUGGACUUAAUCUUAGCGGUGGGUAGAACCCUGUUUAAGGUAACGUUCAAAUCGGCAGAAGCGGCAAAUAGGUUCUUAAAAAAUGAUGAAUUAAAAAAAAGAGGCUUAAGACCUUUCAUACCCAACACGGCUUUCGAGACGUACGGGGUUGUGAGGGGUAUCCCUCUCGAAUAUAAUGUGGAAGACAUAAAAAGAAAUGCGAUCUCGUCAAUACCCAUUUCCUCAGUGCACCGUUUCACACGUAGGGAACGAAAUGAAAAUGAAGACGUGUUUGUACCAACAACCACAGUAAAAAUAGGCUUUCUAGGUAAAGAAAUACCGAAAAAUAUAAAAUUUGACUAUACAAGACUGGAAGUAAAUUUCUUCAUACCCCCACUGCGACAGUGUAGGAAAUGUGGCCGGCUUGGGCAUACCCAGCUAGCAUGUAAAGCAAACGCAACACACCCAAGGAGACGGCCCUCGCAACAUAUGCGAGUAUCCUACAUGAUUACAGAAGAUCACUUUUCAAAAUUUUUUACACGGAUGCUUCCAUACAACAAAACUGUGCAGGGAUUGGCAUAUACGACCUUUCCAAUGAUAUAG
Messenger RNA from Rhagoletis zephyria (snowberry fruit fly), 1512 nucleotides. RefSeq lists its product as uncharacterized. The record is from RefSeq and is a predicted model, not a curated record. NCBI's taxonomy places the organism in Eukaryota, Metazoa, Arthropoda, Insecta, Diptera, Tephritidae.